ACCUUAUCAUUUCUCUCUCUGGUGAAAAGUCAGCGCCUUCUUUUGUCUUUUCUCUCUCUCAGCAAAGCGCAUACGCUGCAGAGUUUGUCUCCAUGGCCGAAGAUUGGGAUCUACAUGCGGUGGUCAGAGGUUGCUCCACCGUCACAUCAUCCGCCGUGUCGUCUUCUUCCUCCUCCUCCUCUGGUUUUGCCUCUUGUUACUUCCACCCCGAAGGUGUUUCCUCCUCCUCUUCUUCUUCUACCUUUUCUAUCUUCAGAGGCGAACAAGGAAGCCAGGUUCUGUCGCUUUCUGCGUACCCCUUUGAGGCAAGGAGCCCCAUUGAGGAGCUGCAUGAGCUUUGCAGGCCUUUCUUCUGCAAAUCUCAGCCUCUCUCGUUGCAAGCCUCUUCUCCCUUGUCCUCGCUCUCUUCCUAUUCUUCUGCGCCUCCCAAAACGGUUUCAUCUCAAGAGAAACAACACCAACAGCGAAACAAGCAGCCGCUCUCUGUCACCACCCCACGAUCUAAAAGAAGGAAGAACCAGCUUAAGAAAGUGUGUCAAGUGCCUUUUGAAAAUCUCUCCUCGGACAUAUGGGCAUGGAGGAAAUAUGGCCAGAAACCCAUAAAGGGGUCUCCUUAUCCAAGGGGUUACUACAGAUGUAGCAGCUCAAAGGGGUGUUUGGCAAGGAAACAGGUUGAGAGGAACAGAUCAGACCCAACAAUGUUCAUAGUGACAUACACUGCUGAGCACAACCACCCUGCUCCUACACACAGAAACUCUCUUGCUGGUUCCACACGCCAGAAGCCAUUGGUACCUCAAACUGUCACAACCGAACAAGACUCUGAGAAGAGCAAGAGCCUCACAAAACCCUCUUCCCCUGCAACCUCAGGGGCAGAGGAAGAAACUCCAGCACAAGUGGAAAAGUCUGAGAGCAGAGAAGAGAAAGAGGACGUGAUGGAUGAUGAGGAAGAAGAUGAGUUUGUUUUGUCUGACAUGGUGCUGACAGAUGAUUUCUUUGAGAGCUUGGAUGAGCUGAGUCAACUCACUGCCCCUUCUGUUGUCACAGGAGACUGCUUCAGUGACCCCUUUUCUGCUACUGCAAUCCCUUCUUGGGUGGCCAGUGCUGGUGGAUGCAUAUGAUUCUUUUGGUGACACAAUUGUUUCAUGCUUUUCAUUGAUGACAAUAGGGACCUUUUUUUCAUCUUUGUUUUUUGUUCUUAGAGGAAAUGGAUAUGGAACAUUUUGGAGGAAUCUUUACUAACAAUGGUUUGUGAAGGGGAGGAAAUUUUUUUUCCCAAGUAGAGUAGCAAGUAGUAAGAUAGAUAGAUGAAGCAUUUGUAAUCUUAGCAUGAUCAGGGAUUCAUAGUUUUAUGCAUUAGGUAUGUUAAUGUAAAAACAAUGUUGAAGUUGUGAUUGAGUUGAAUGUAUUUGAAUUUUGAUAUAAAUUGGAAAAGCACUUUUGGGUUGA
This is a messenger RNA of Vigna unguiculata (cowpea), 1446 nucleotides long. It is a transcript of the gene WRKY22, whose product is annotated as WRKY family transcription factor. The record is from RefSeq and is a predicted model, not a curated record. Gene Ontology annotation, biological process: regulation of DNA-templated transcription. Gene Ontology annotation, cellular component: nucleus. Gene Ontology annotation, molecular function: transcription cis-regulatory region binding; DNA-binding transcription factor activity. Lineage: Eukaryota; Viridiplantae; Streptophyta; Magnoliopsida; Fabales; Fabaceae.